AGAAACCGUCAACGUAAACUUGUUCAACGCUAAGACCUUGAUUAUCAAUUCGCGCGGAAAUAUUGCCUCGAAUCGUUUUACCGAUCAAGCAGUCGACCGAAAUCAUGACAUCAACCGAUACGUAUUUCGUCGGCGUUGAUGUCGGUACCGGUAGUGUUCGCGCCGCAUUGGUCACCGAUUUUGGGAAAAUUUUAAGAUGUGCCGUGGAAUCAAUAAAGACGUGGAACCCCCAGCCGGAUUACUACGAACAGUCCUCGGAUGAUAUUUGGAACGCUGUGGUUAAAUGUGUCAAGGUCGUCUCAAAUGGCAUAGAUCCCAAAACUGUGAAAGGGAUUGGGUUUGAUGCCACCUGUUCACUAGUUUGCGUGGAUAAGAAAGGCGAUCCACUGACCGUCAGCUACUCAAAAAGCAACGAACAAAACAUAAUCCUCUGGAUGGACCAUAGAGCGCUUAAUGAAGCCGAACAGAUAAACAGUACAAAUCAUAGAGUGCUCCAGUAUGUUGGCGGGAAAAUUUCGCUGGAAAUGGAGACACCCAAAUUGCUCUGGUUGAAAGCACAUUUACCCGAAGUGUGGAAAAACGCGGGGUUGUUUUUUGAUUUACCAGACUUCCUUACUUGGAAAGCCAGCGGGUCCGAAAGCAGAUCGUCGUGUUCGCUUGUAUGCAAAUGGACGUACGAAAUGAACGUCCAUGGUGUCGAGAACUGGAACGAGUCGUUCUUCGAAGCAAUCGGUUUGGAAGAUUUAGCGCAUGACAAUUGGCGGAAAAUCGGAUCCACUGUAUUACCGCCAGGAACUCCGGUAGGACAGGGGUUGUCAGAAAAAGGGGCUAAGGAAUUAGGUUUGCUUGUAGGCACCCCAGUAGGAACAUCCAUGAUCGAUGCCCAUGCAGGUGGAUUGGGCCUGAUUGGAUGUAGAGCUGACAAUAUUAAAGCCGAUUUUGAAACUAGAGUCGGUCUAAUUUGUGGUACCUCUACGUGUCACAUGGCUGUUUCUCGAGAACCUUUAUUUACCCCUGGGAUUUGGGGUCCUUACAAGAACGCUAUGGUUCCAGGAAUGUGGCUUAACGAAGGUGGUCAAAGCGCAACUGGAAAACUUCUAGAUCAUAUUAUAGACUCACAUCCAGCGACGACCGCCAUUAAAAACAAAAUCGGAAACAUGCAUAUCCAAACUUACUUAAGUAAUGUGUUACACGACCUAGCCAAGAAGCGAAAUUUGAAAUCUGUAGCAUUUCUAACCAAAGAUUUGCACGUGUGGCCCGAUUUUCACGGAAACCGAUCUCCUAUAGCAGACCCAUCUUUAAAAGGCAUGGUUUCUGGUUUAUCCUUGGCCACUGACGAAGAGAGUUUGGCGCUACUGUACCUCGCAACAACUCAAGCAAUUUCAUAUGGUACCAGGCAUAUAAUUCAGAGGCUCCGGAAUUCUGGAUACAAAAACAUUAAAUCGACUCUAAUUUGCGGAGGCUUGAGCAAAAACCGCAUAUUUACGGAAACGCAGGCAGAUGUUUGUAAUUUACCGGUCGUUUGCCCUGAAGAAGCCGAAUCUGUGUUAUUGGGGGCUGCCAUAUUAGGGGCCGUUUCUGCCAAACACUUUCCCACCUUGGAAAAGGCUGUUCAAUCGAUGGGAGGUAAAGGCAUCGCCGUGUUGCCAAAAGCUGACGUUGUGGCAUAUCACGACCGAAAGUAUAAAGUGUAUUUAAAAAUGUACGAUGAUCAAAUGGCUUACAGAAAAAUAAUGCUAUAAUAACCGGAAUUUGUAAGUGUAUUCCCAUAUACACAUCUUUUUGUAGCAAGUUUAUCACUUUAUGAUAUUCUUAAAAUAUAAAAACCCGAAUAUAUCCCUUCUC
Messenger RNA from Cylas formicarius (sweet potato weevil), 1845 nucleotides. Its product is annotated as FGGY carbohydrate kinase domain-containing protein. Gene Ontology annotation, molecular function: phosphotransferase activity, alcohol group as acceptor; kinase activity. The record is from RefSeq and is a predicted model, not a curated record. Gene Ontology annotation, biological process: carbohydrate metabolic process. Bases 105 to 1742 code for a protein of 545 amino acids. NCBI's taxonomy places the organism in Eukaryota, Metazoa, Arthropoda, Insecta, Coleoptera, Brentidae. The transcript is spliced from 10 exons.